Aspergillus tanneri is the source of this 1872-nucleotide messenger RNA. RefSeq lists its product as uncharacterized. NCBI's taxonomy places the organism in Eukaryota, Fungi, Ascomycota, Eurotiomycetes, Eurotiales, Aspergillaceae. The record is from RefSeq and is a predicted model, not a curated record. Bases 1 to 1872 code for a protein of 623 amino acids. The transcript is spliced from 3 exons.
AUGGCAGAAUAUUACAUGCUCUCACCCAGAAUCAACAGCAAUACCAACAUCAUCAAUGGUGGCGGCACUCCUCCUGGUGGUGUCAGUGUCAAUGUUGACUGCAAAACUGGAACCGAAGAAGGCUGUACCACCAACACAGGAACCAACACUCCUCCUGGCGGCAGCAGCACUCCUCCUGGUAGCAGCACCCCUCCUGGUGGUAUGACUCCUCCUGGCGGCAGCACCACUCCUCCUGGCGGCAGCACCACUCCUCCUGGUAGCAGCACCCCCCCUGGUGGUAUGACUCCUCCUGGCGGCAGCACCACUCCUCCUGGUGGCCCUAUUACCGAUUGUGACAAGGGUGAAAUGUGUCAACCUCCCACUGGCGGCAGCACCACUACUCCUGGCGGCAGCACUGAAUCAGACACCCCCGGCAGCAGCACCACUACUCCUGGUGGCAGCACUGAGUCCGAUACUCCUGGCAGCAGCACCACUACUCCCGGCGGCAGCACUGAGUCCGAUACUCCUGGCAGCAGCACCACUACUCCCGGCGGCAGCACUGAGUCCGAUACUCCCGGUGGCAGCUCUACUACUCCUGGUGGCAGCACUGAGUCGAACUCCCGCUCUACUACUCCUGGCGGCAGCACCGAGUCCAACACUCCCGGCAGCAGCACUACUACUCCUGGCGGUAGCACCGAGUCGAACACUCCUGGCGGCAGCACCACUACUCCUGGUGGAAGCACCGAGUCUGACACUCCUGGUGGUAGCACCACAACUCCUGAGGGCCCUAUUACCGAUUGUGACAAGGGUGAAAUGUGCCAACCUCCUACUGGCGGUAGCACCACCACUCCCGAGGGCCCUAUUACCGAUUGUGACAAGGGUGAAAUGUGCCAACCUCCCACUGGCGGCACCACUACUCCUGGCGGCAGCACUGAGUCUGACACUCCCGGUGGCAGCUCUACUACUCCUGGCAGCAGCACCACUACUCCCGGCGGCAGCACUGAGUCUGACACUCCCGGUGGCAGCUCUACUACUCCUGGUGGCAGCACUGAGUCUGACACUCCCGGUGGCAGCUCUACUACUCCUGGUGGCAGCACUGAGUCUGACACUCCCGGUGGCAGCUCUACUACUCCUGGCGGCAGCACUGAGUCCGAUACUCCCGGUGGCAGCUCUACUACUCCUGAGGGCCCUAUUACCGAUUGCGACAAGGGUGAAAUGUGCCAGCCUCCAACUGGCGGCACCACUACUCCUGGUGGUAGCACUGACUCCAACACUCCCGGCAGCAGCACCACUACUCCCGGCGGCAGUACCGAGUCUGAGACUCCCGGCAGCAGCACCACUACUCCUGGCGGCAGCACCGAGUCCAACACUCCCGGCAGCAGCACUACUACUCCUGGUGGCAGCACUGAGUCCAACACUCCCGGCAGCAGCACUACUACUCCUGGCGGCAGCACUGACUCGAACACCCCCGGCGGUAGCACCACCACUCCUGGCGGCAGCACUGACUCCAACACCCCCGGCGGUAGCACCACUACUCCUGGCGGUCCCAUUACCGAUUGCGAUAAGGGUGAAAUGUGCCAGCCUCCUACUGGUAGUACUCCUUCGGGCGGUAAUACUACUCCUGGUGGCAUUAGCAUCAACAACACUAACAAACAAACUGGUGGUAAUGUUAGCAUCCACAUCGGAGGAAACAAGGGAGGAAACAAGGGAGGCAGUAGCUCUUCUAGCUCCUCUUCCAGCUCCUCUUCCGCUUCUUCUGGUGGUUCUUCGUCUUCUUCUUCCUCGAGCAGCUCUUCGUCUUCGGGCGGCGGAUCCCCUCCAUGUGAGGAAUGCGAAAACCCACCUCCGUGUGAGGAAUGCGAAAACCCGCCUCCCGAGGAUUGCGAAGAGUAG